AUGGAGGAUAGACGCAAUGGAAACAGCAACACCCAGCUCAAGGGGUGGAGGGAAACGCUGAACGAUGAUGAUUUAGCCGUUCUUGCGUUACGCAAUCUGAUCUUCGACAUUUGCAAUCAAAACGGAGGAGGUCAUGGUGGUUCGGCCGUUGGUAUGGCCGCCAUUGGUGUUGCCCUUUACAAGUAUACGUUGCGUUAUAAUCCCAAGAAUUCCGAAUGGUUUGACCGGGACAGAUUUGUGCUUUCCAACGGUCAUACUGCGAUGUUUCUUUAUGCUCUUAACCAUCUGGUCGGUUACGAAAACUUUACCAUGGACCAAAUUAAGGGGUACGGAGGCGACAAGACAGGAGGGUACAAAACGAUCUGUCACGCUCACCCAGAGAUCGAAGUGCCUGGGGUGGAGGUUACAACAGGGCCAUUGGGGCAAGGCAUCGCCAAUGCUGUGGGUCUCGCAAUUGCCUCGAAGCACUUGGCAUCCCGUUACAACAGACCUGGACUUGAUGUGGUGCAAUCGCGGAUUUACUGUAUGACUGGAGAUGGUUGCCUCAUGGAGGGAGUCGCUCUUGAGGCUAUUUCUCUGGCCGGCAGUUUGCAACUGGACAACUUGGUGUUGCUUUAUGAUAACAACAAAGUCACCUGCGAUGGACCACUUGAUUGGAUCAACACCGAGGACAUAAACAGCAAGAUGCGGUCAUCAGGUUGGCAUGUGCUUGAAAUUGCUGACGGCAAUCACGAUGUGGAAGCGAUGACCUCUGCACUGCGGUUCGCCAAAUCGCUAAAAGGCAAGCCAAUCUUUAUCAACAUUCGCACGGUGAUUGGUUUGGGAACAAGCGUUGCUGGCACAUUCAAAGCACACCAUGGCGCUUUUGACCCUGAAAGUGUGGCAAUUUCAAAGCAGUUGGCUGGUCAAGACCCGACUGUGACUCAUUAUAUCCCUCCAAAAUCCCUGGAGUACUUCCGAGAGAGGAAACUUCAUGGCGAACAGAUCGAACAAGAAUGGAACGAAUUGCUCCAGAAGUAUAGAUCUGUUUAUCCAGAACUAUCUUCAGAGUUCUUCAGAGCUAGAAGUGGAAGUCGCGGACCUGAGUGGCUGGAAGUCCUCAAAAGCUUGGAUUCCAGCCAAUUCAAGGGGACAGCCACUCGCGAGGUGAACGGAGCUUUGCUUGAACGACUAUGGAAGGCCUGUCCAACGCUUUUCGGCGGAGGCGCUGAUCUUGUCAAUUCGAACAAAAUUCCUUAUCUCGAUUCAGAUGUUUUCCACCCAUCAAUCAGCUAUUCUGGACGCUACAUUCGAUAUGGAAUUCGUGAACAUGCCAUGGCAGCGAUUUCUAACGGAUUGGCUGCUUAUGGACCUGGCACCUUUUUGCCAAUUACAGCCACAUUUUUUAUGUUUUAUCUCUAUGCUGCACCUGGCGUUCGAAUGGGUGCACUGAGUCACUUGCCUGUCAUUCACAUUGCAACCCACGACUCCUUUGCAGAGGGUCAAAAUGGCCCGACGCAUCAACCUGUCGAGUUGGAUUCUCUAUACCGCGCAAUGCCAAACCUGACUUAUAUCCGGCCCUGCGAUGCAGAAGAAACCAUCGGGGCUUGGAUGCUUGCAUUGGGUAACCACCAUGGGCCUACCAUGUUGUCACUGGGAAGAGAUCUCACUGGGCAUGUGCCGUCAACAGAUCGGACCAAGGUUCAAAAGGGUGCUUAUGUUAUCAAAGAUGCGACGGGAUUCAAACUUACUUUGGCCAGCUGUGGUACAAAUCUUCAUUAUGCAGUCGCAGCUGCAGAGUCGCUAUCGUCGUCGGGAAUUCCGACACGCGUUGUCAGUUGUCCAAGCUUCAGUCACUUCGAUCAGCAGGAUAAAGCAUAUCAUGACAGCGUGUUCCCUAAGGAUGGGACACCAAUUGUGAGUGUUGAAGAGUAUGUUGCGACCACUUGGGCGAAGUAUGUCACAGCCAGCAUCGGCAUGACCACAUAUGGUUAUUCAGCCUCCAAUGUGAGCAACUACGACCGAUUUGAACUGGAUAAGAAAGGAAUCGUAAAUCGAGUGUUGAUAUAUUUGGAUGACUUGGCCGGGACAAAUGCUCGACUGGUAGGCUGGAAACAGAUUUAG
Molecule: messenger RNA, 2103 nt
Organism: Colletotrichum truncatum
Lineage: Eukaryota; Fungi; Ascomycota; Sordariomycetes; Glomerellales; Glomerellaceae
Product: dihydroxyacetone synthase
Biological process (GO): pentose-phosphate shunt
Cellular component (GO): nucleus; cytosol
Molecular function (GO): transketolase activity
Source: RefSeq, a predicted model, not a curated record